Molecule: messenger RNA, 4545 nt
Organism: Lampris incognitus (smalleye Pacific opah)
Lineage: Eukaryota; Metazoa; Chordata; Actinopteri; Lampriformes; Lampridae
Gene: kdm7aa
Product: lysine (K)-specific demethylase 7Aa
Exons: 18
Coding region: 32-2644 (870 amino acids)
Biological process (GO): regulation of transcription by RNA polymerase II; protein demethylation
Molecular function (GO): transcription coregulator activity; histone demethylase activity
Source: RefSeq, a predicted model, not a curated record
CAUUCCUGCGUUGUUUGGGGAUAGUAGGAAGAUGGCGGCGGCCCCGCUGUACUGUGUCUGCCGGCAGCCCUACGAUGUGAGCCGGUUUAUGAUCGAGUGCGACAUCUGUAAAGACUGGUUUCACGGCAGCUGUGUCCAGGUGGAGGAGCACCAUGCUGUGGACAUUGACGUUUACCACUGCCCCAACUGUGAUGUCUUACAUGGACCCUCCCUGAUGAAAAAACGCAACAACUGGCACCGGCAUGACUAUACGGAGCCAGACGAUGGAACCAAGCCAGUGCAAGCUGGCACCUCAGUGUUUAUCAAGGAGCUGCAGAAUAGGAACUUUGCCAGCGGGGACGAGGUUCUGAUGCGGAUGAGGGGUGAGCAGGUGACCACCAGGUACCUGGAAAGGCAUGGUUUCAAUUACCCCAUAGCCGUCACAGAGAUGGAAGGCCUGGGACUUAAACUGCCUCCGCAAACCUUCUCUGUCAGAGAUGUGGAGCAGUAUGUGGGUGGUGACAAGGUCAUUGACGUGAUUGACGUGGCACGGCAGGCAGACAGUAAGAUGAAGCUCAGUGAAUUUGUCAAGUAUUUCUCCAAGCCCCACCGGCCCAAAGUCCUCAACCUCAUCAGUCUGGAGUUCUCUGACACCAAGAUGUCAGAGUUGGUGGUGGUGCCUGACGUAGCUCAGAAGAUGUCCUGGGUGGAGAACUACUGGCCGGAUGACUCCUUUUUCCCCAAGCCCUUCGUCCAGAAGUACUGUCUGAUGGGGGUCAAAGACAGCUACACAGACUUCCACAUAGACUUUGGAGGCACCUCUGUUUGGUACCAUGUUCUCUGGGGUGAGAAGGUCUUCUACUUGAUCAAGCCCACUCUGGCCAACCUUGCACUAUAUGAGGCAUGGAGUUCGUCACCCAAUCAGAGCGAGGUGUUCUUCGGGGACAAAGUGGACAAGUGCUACAAGUGUGUCGUACCCCAAGGAACCACCCUGCUCAUCCCCACAGGAUGGAUCCACGCUGUUCUCACCUCUCAGGAUUGCAUGGCAUUUGGAGGGAAUUUCCUCCACAACCUCAAUAUUGGCAUGCAGCUCAGGUGUUAUGAAAUGGAGCGCCGCCUGAAAACCCCAGACCUCUUCAAAUUCCCUUACUUUGAGGCCAUCUGUUGGUACGUGGCCAAGAACCUCCUAGAAACUCUUAAAGAGCUACGAGAGGACAACUCUCCACCCCCGACCUACCUAGUUGAUGGAGUCAAGGCUUUAAUCAGUGCACUGAAGACCUGGUUGAAAAGAGAGGUGACUGAGCCCACCAGUGAGGUACCUGACCACAUCAGGCCCAACCAUCUCAUCAAAGAGCUGACCAAGGAAAUCCGCUACCUGGAGGAGGAACCAGGCAGUGCUGGCAAGCCAGUGAAAUCUCAGGGAAGUGGGCCUGGAGUUGGGGCUGGAUCAGGGGGCUGUCCAGCAACCCGCUCCACACUGGAAAAGCUGUGCCAAGCACGGCAUGCCCGAAGAGCAGCCAGACGACUGCGGGAGCAGCAAAGACAUGCUCCGAAGGUGCUCUCCAACCUGGAUAUCUUGGAGCAGCACACCAGAGAGGUGUUGAAGAGACUGGAGGUGGGGCCUCUGGAGGAGGACCCAGCGUUCUGUGCCAAGGUUCAUGGGAAGCUCAACAAGGUGUCAACUGCAUCGGCAGCUGCUGCUGAAUGUCUAGAUGACAACCACCUGCGGCUCAUGCUUGUCAACGGCAGAAUCAUCCAAGAUGUGAGGCGGCCAGGCACGGGGAGCAGUCCAGUGAAGGUGGAGGGUGAGAGGUCAUCGGCAUGUCAAGACCUGCCCAAGGUAGACGUGUUAGUGAACAUAGAGCCCAGCCAGGAACGGCACAGCACAGUACAGCAGAGAAGCCCACACUCGUACAGAGGUCUGGAGAGGGUGAAGACUGAACUCAGGGAAGAAGCCUCAGGACACUUCAGUGUGUCAGACGUGGAGUCAGACAGUGACUCAGCCACAGAGCGGAAAGCAUCGUCAUCUUCAUCUUCGGAGGAGGAUUCAGGGAGCUCCCAGGAUGAAGAGGAGGAGGAGGAAGACAGGGGCUGGUCUCAAAGGGAGGGCUCAGGGCACACCAUAGAGCUGGACCAGACUGGCGAGAAACUCAGGCACAAACACAGACCACUCAAAAGAGAACAUCCUACCUCACCCUGCACAGAAGAGGCCAUUCAGGGGAUGCUGUGUAUGGCUGGCCUGCUGUGCCCCUCCAAGCCAGAGAAGGGAGCCACCUCCCAGGAACCCUGGUGGUCCAGCCCCAGCCGGCACUCGCCACCUGAGCAGAGGGAGCAGGCACAGCACCAGAGGCGGCUCCAUGGGGACAAGAGCCCAAUGGACAGCCAGGGCAACAGCAGUAGUGAGGCCUGGGACAAUCAGGGGCUCUGCCUUGGAGCCCCCAGCCCUCUUAGCCAAUGCCAAACCACCAGCCCAGAGACGGACUACCAGUACUGUGACCCUUCAAUGUCUCCCCCCCUGCACCCCUCAAAGAGACACGCCCCCAACCCCCCUCCUAUCAGCAAUCAGGCCACAAAAGGUAAGCGGCCCAAGAAAGGGAUGGCCACUGCCAAGCAGAGACUGGGAAAGAUCCUGAAGCUCAACAGACACAGCCGGGUGUUUGUGUAGUGCUCCAGUUGAUAACGGGCAAAGGCUGGGAAGGAUCCUAAUCCGUCCCACCCCACCCUCAAAUCUUCAAACUGGGAAACAUGCACGCAACUGGUUUCCAGACACUUCUGUGCUAUAGAAAUGGAAAAACACACACACGCACUCUCUUGACUGCCUGGGGACGACCCGAAACCGAAAGACUGACGUGUAAACACGCUCACUGUGCAUGCUUAGGAGACAGGGUAUUGGAUUCACACCAAGUGAGUGCAUGGCUCCACUACAAGCACACUAAAAGGAUAAAAACACGACAAAUAAACAAGAAGGGAGGUGGAGAGAAAAAAAACACAAACCUUUGAGGACAAGCAUGUUACAGCCUCUACAGCUGCAGGGAAACUCUUAUUAAGUGGGCAUUGAAAUGGGCCAAGGAAACCAGAUAAUAUUUUCUCUGGCUUCCAACGCAGCAAGACAUCCACUACUCUCGAUGCCAAAACAUCCGCAUCACACAUUCGCUAAUAUUUCCCCUCUGUGUGUGUGUGUGUCUGUGUGUGCGUGUGUGUAUAUAGCUUUUCCCUCUCACCACUCUCAUCAGUGGCUCUCUGCAGCAAGCUGACAUUGGAGGGGUGGAGCAGCAGGUCACACCGAGUAGUAGGCCGGCCUCCAGUUUGGUUGAGACACUGGGUUUUUUUGUUUUGUUUCUAAGAAGCAACUGGCUCUUUAGCCGGUGUCCAUCUCUGUCAGACCCUGACAGGGAGGGAGGGGAAAACAGGUGCUAAGGAGGAAGAUUUGAACUGAAAUUUCAAAAUGGUGCUCAUUGUUUUGACUUUGUCCACUCAUGCCCCCCUUCCCCUUCGACUCCCCUCCCCUGAACUCCCUUUAUGUUAAUCACACCAGCAAUAAUGAGGAGAGAACGAGUAGAGGCAGCACUUCGGUGUAUUCUCCCCCAUUCUUCAUUGAUAUAUAUAUACAUAUUAUAGCCUGGCAUUCAUGUGGAGGUUACUUUAACAUGUACUACCUACCCAAGCAUUGUUGCAGACCAAGUACACCCCUUCAUGGCAACAGUAUUCCCUGAUGGCAGUGGCCUCUUGCAGCAGGAUAGUGCAACCCUGCCACACUGUAAAAAUUGUUCAGGAAUGGUUUGAGGAACAUGACAACGUGCUCAAGAUGUUGCCUUGGCCUCCAAAUUCCCUAGACCUCAAUCUGAGCAAACGUCUGUGGGAUGUGCUGGACAAACAAGCCCAAUCCAUGGAGGCCCCACCUCACAACUUGCUAGACUUAAAGGAUCUGCUGCUGACAUCUUGGUGCCAGAUACCAGAGGACACCUUCAGAGGUCUUGUGGAGUCCAUGCCUCGACGGGUCAGAGCUGAUUUGGUGGCCACGAGGGGGACCUACACAAUAUUAGGCAGGUGGUUUCAAUGUUUUGGUUGAUCAGUGUGUGUGCGUGUGUCUACAUACAUACAUAUAUAUAUGUGUAUAAUUUAUCAAUUAUUUUGUGCAUGAACCAGGUCUAAAACAACUGCAAUUUGAUCCUCAGUGUUUUUCUAAGUAUUACCAAGUUGCUCAGUUGACUGCAUUAAAAGGUUCUGGACUUCCCAGUCUGAUCAAUAUUGGUAUGUGAUCGGAGAAGGGACUCUAUCCCUUCACUGACCCUGAGGGGGAAAAAAAAGGGGGGGGGGACUGACGCUGAAAGUGCUGCCUCUCGAUGAGCUUAUUUAGAAUAGGAAUUAUUAAGAGUCGUUCACUUGGUUGAUCACUUUGAUGGUAAACGACUGGCAAGAUGUCCUGCUUAAUUUAUUUCUUUUUAUCUGUGAUGGGGAUUUUUUUUGGCGUUUGUUUUGUAAUGUUAUUUUUAAUGGAUUCUGAAUGAUGUAUUUAUUAACUGAAAGAGAUGAAUGAUUUUAUUAUAUUUUGACCCCUAAACAUUG